AUGUCUUCAACAACGACUGAGACUGUCACGCCUCGAGGGUCGAUCACCACCACGGUGGAACCUGAAGAUGCAUUCAAGAACAAAGUCAUUGAGGUCCUUUUUUCGGCUCCCGAAAUCCAGAAAGCAUCCGCGACUUACAGUAAGGUCAAAGACCUAGAGGGCCAAAUUCGGACUCGAGAUGAAAAGCUGGCCAAUUUGCAGAAGGACAUCAAAGCCCACCAAGAGAAGGAAUCGCUUGUGAUCGAACCUCGCCACCCAGAAGGAGAUUGCAGAAAAAAAGUGGUUGCCCUCCUCAAGGAAGUCAAGGAUAGGGAUAAUUCUUUGGCUGAGAUCUCUCGGAGAUAUCAAGAUCUUCAUUGCCAGCUACAAACGCAGUUAUCGGCAAGAUCUCAGGAUGAAAAAAGCACAAAGUCAAUGAUCGCACAACACAAUCUGAAAAUUGAUUCGUUUCAGAUAAUGCUUAAAGAAAAAGAUGCAUCGAUCAACGAAUUGAAGAAAAGCGAUGCAACUCUCGCUAGCCGCCUUGCCGAUGAAGAAGCGAAAAGUAAGCACCUUGAACAAGACAAGAAGUCGCUUGAUGGAAAAUUGCUUGAGACCCGUAAUAGGCUUGAAAAGAUCGACUCCUUCAUCCUGAAACAGCACGAAAUCGACGAGGAGUCAAUAAUAGAUGGCUUUUCAGGCCUCUGGAACUUUGCCACGAGCGAGAUCUGGACCGUCCUACGACAGGAUCUGGACGAAGGGCAUCUCAGAAACAAUGAACCCUGGAGGAAGCUCAGACAAGAUACUGAUACUUUUAUCCGAGAUGGAGCCCUCCAAGGACAGCCUGUCCCCCUAUGUGCUUCGAAUUCCGAAGCCGCGAAAGGAAUGCGUCUAGCCGUGAUGCUCGCCAUUCUAUCCAGGCAAAUUGACAAGGAAAUCUUUCAACCGAGUCACUUUCCAUCCGAAACCGGCCAUCUUAGGCUGAGCCUCAAUAAGCUCGCGAGAAGCGACAACAAAAGAGAGCAAUUUUAUCGAUCCGUUCUACUUUCGAUUGACCGUGAUGGGCAGGAAGCUGAACUUCGGUCUAGGGCCAGUUCUCUUGUUCGCAAUGUGUGCCACUAUCUCUACGAGUUUCUCCCGACUCCCCAGUAUGAGGAGCUCAGAGAGAGGAUAACGAACGUUGUUAACAGGGCAAUUGAAUUCUGGCGUCCGAUCCAGACUUCUACGAGAAAAUAUGAGACAGAAUUUGAUUUUACCGGUUGGGUCCACGAGGAGGAUCCUUUAUUCCAGUUUCCGGUGGGUGGUGAAGAUCCAAUCGGGGCCGCACGUCCAGAUGAUCCCUUCCUUGUUAUUUUCCCUGGAUUGUAUUGUUUGGAGAGUGAGACUGUCGUUUUGGCUUCUGUCGUUCCACUCAUGAGCUCGCAGAAGUUAUAUCUCGCUGCAAAUCAAGAGCUGAGGGAUGAAGUUCGAGGCAAAGCCAGCCCUACGACUAAACAAUUGAGUCGGAAAAGGCAGAACUCUGUUGCUCAAGUCCAAUUGCCUCCAAAUGGCACCAGUUUUUUAGGGAAGCAAUCCUCCGGGGGUUCAAGCCAUUAA
Penicillium coprophilum is the source of this 1575-nucleotide messenger RNA. RefSeq lists its product as uncharacterized. The transcript has 4 exons. The coding region runs from base 1 to 1575 and encodes 524 amino acids. NCBI's taxonomy places the organism in Eukaryota, Fungi, Ascomycota, Eurotiomycetes, Eurotiales, Aspergillaceae. The record is from RefSeq and is a predicted model, not a curated record.